Acanthaster planci (crown-of-thorns starfish) is the source of this 2565-nucleotide messenger RNA. RefSeq names its product cell cycle checkpoint control protein RAD9A-like. Gene Ontology annotation, biological process: DNA replication checkpoint signaling; cellular response to ionizing radiation; DNA repair. The record is from RefSeq and is a predicted model, not a curated record. Lineage: Eukaryota; Metazoa; Echinodermata; Asteroidea; Valvatida; Acanthasteridae. Gene Ontology annotation, cellular component: checkpoint clamp complex.
CUGGUACUUGCACUUUCAGAAUGUAUUUUGCGUUCAAAAGCACACAGGCGCCAGCAAAAAAAAUAGAGCGAAUGCUUUCGUGUAGUAACUGGUACGUAAGCGCGAUAGAGACGGCGGAAAUAUGAAUUUGACUGAUGAGUAAAGAAGUGCGAGACAUUCACGAUGAAGUGCAUGAUACCUGGCAGUAACAUCAAAGUGUUUGGAAGAAGCAUCCACUGUUUAUCAAAGAUUGGAGAAGACUUGUACAUUGAACCUUUAGAUCAUGGGCUGGCUCUCAGGACAGUGAACUCUUCCAGGUCAGCUUAUGCCUGCUUUCUAUUUGCUCCAAGUUUUUUUCUGUCAUAUAUCAAUGAGUCAUGGAAUGAGCAGAAGGCCAGCCAACAGGAAGAGGACAGCUUUAGAUGCAGAAUAACCAUGAAGUCUUGCCUGUCGGUCUUUAAAUCACUCUACACACUGGAGAAAACAGUCGAUAAAUGUCAGAUUUAUGUUGAUCUGAAAGAUUGCCGACUAGUCUUUCUUCUUCAUUGCAAGCAUGGCAUUGUGAAGACCCAUAACCUUACUUAUCAAGAAACAGAGACUCUUCAAGCUGUGUUCUCCAAAGAUCUUUGUCCUAAUCACAUCAUUGCUAAUUCAAAGGCUUUGAUUGAAGUUGUCAGUGGCUUCCAGACAUCGCAAGAGGAGAUUACAUUGAAUGUAAAUCCUCAACAAGUCAGCUUCAAGAACUAUAUAGAAGAUGAACCAGAUCCUAAUAAGGUUGUUCACUCUGAGAUGUUUCUUAGUCCAAGUGAGUUUGAUGACUACACAAUAGGUGUUGAUGCAGAAGUAACAUUUUGCCUAAAGGAAUUAAGGGCUGUGUUAUCUUUUGCUGAUGCUUCUGGCUUACUAGUGUCACUGCACUUUGAAUCCACCGGAAAACCUAUUGUGUUUUCAAUGGAGAGUGAUCAAACUAUAGAAGCAACAUUUGUCCUUGCGACCUUAGCUGAUCUUCCCUCAAGUCAGAAUUCCUCUCAGCGCAGAGUCACAUCAGCCUCUCAACACAGUGCAGUCAAUCACUCUAGCCACACUCACAGGGAAACUAGGACUACUGAUACGCAUACACAGAAUGAAGUGAAUUUUCGAGAUGACCUGAACAGCAAGAAGAGAAGUAGGCAUUGCAUACAAUCAGAAUCACUCAGGAUGGAAGAUGCUGAGCCUGAGUUUGAGCUGGGAAACAUCAACAGGAUAUCAUCAAGGAGUUCCAGUUGUGCUGUCAUUCCAUUGCAUUCACAUAUCCGCCAAGCACAUAAGCAUCAGGCUAGACCGGCACUCUUCCCAGAACUCUCAUCUGACCCAGCAGACAGUGAAGAAACUACUCAGGUACCCAGACCAAACCGGACACUACUAGCUAAUUUUGAAGAGUGUGAAGUGGGUGAAGAUGGUCAUGAUUCUCAACAGACACAUAUGGCUUCCGUGGAGCAGGCUGUUGAUAAAGCCAGUGUCAGUGAUAGUGAGGACUUAGACUUCGUGCCGGGAACUCCUCCCAGUAAAAAGUUCAAGUCUAUGUUCUUUGGAGCAUCUCAACAGGCAAGCCAACCAGUUGAGCCUGCCCAGAACUCAACUGUGGUGUUGUGUGAGGAUACUGAUGAGGAUUCUGAUUGAGAAUCAGCACUAUCCUUACUAUUGGAAUCAUCUGACAGUAUACUGGGAACUUCAGGAGAAUAUGAUUGUAGCAAUAGCUAUAUAAAGUGACAUUCAUUCCUGCUUCUCCAAAUAAUAUUACAUUGAUAUUCAGUGACAGAGAGUAGGAAGUAAACGAGCAGCAUUUCUUCAUAGUACUAACAGAUUCACCAAAAACUUUUAAGCUUUUAAUACACCCUAAGUAGUUGCAUUCCAAGUCUUAUGUGUGCACCACAACUUUCAAACUUGACUAUCCAAUUAAACACACUACAUUUGACAGAAGUAGGUCACCAAUUUCAAGCUGUAUCCAAAUACUGCUUGACUGUCACUUACCUUAGGUAUUAAAAUACAGUUUAACUAUCUAAUUAAACACACUACAUUUGACAGCAGUAGGUCACCAAUUUCAAGCUGUAUCCAAAUACUGCUUCACUGUCACUUACCUUAGGUAUUAAAAUACAGCUUAACUGGACUUUAUAUGUCAUUGCAUUAAGUUUCAUAAAUUUGGCUGUAGUCAGUAGAUCUUAAAUUCGAAACUGCCUGAUAAAUUCACAUGUAACUGUGUAGUUCCUAUUUUUAAUACUUUGGCAAAUUGGCACAAAGUUUCCUAUCAGACCUACAUUGACUGUUGACCAAGAUGUUGAAAACUCUCCUUACUCUGUAUUCCCUAGAUCGUCGUUUUCCCCAAAGCUAAUGGAAAACAGAGUGCUCUUUCGGUUACUAGGGAAGCUAGUUUUCUUGUAACACCGGUUACGGAGCAUUUAAUACACAAGUACAGUUUACAGUGCCUCACCCGUAGAUUCGGCUUCAGUGAAUACAUGUAUAUGAUUAAAUGUUGGAAUAUUAGUGACCAAAUAGUUCCAUAUCAUCUAUGCAAGUAAGAGAACAUUUGAGUCAAGUGUAACACACUGA